Molecule: messenger RNA, 1272 nt
Organism: Pseudophryne corroboree (corroboree frog)
Lineage: Eukaryota; Metazoa; Chordata; Amphibia; Anura; Myobatrachidae
Product: solute carrier family 22 member 13-like
Exons: 7
Coding region: 52-981 (309 amino acids)
Biological process (GO): transmembrane transport
Cellular component (GO): membrane
Molecular function (GO): transmembrane transporter activity
Source: RefSeq, a predicted model, not a curated record
CAACGUGUAUACGCCACAGUCACCGUCCAUUCUUGUUUUGGUGUUGGACUUAUGGCGUUAGCUGGAGUUGGUUAUGGCAUCCGAAACUGGAGGCUGUUCCAGAUAGCCUGCUCUGCGCCCACAGCUAUAUUAUUACUUUACAUUUGGAUCCUACCAGAAUCCGCUCGGUGGCUUCUUACUAAAGGCAAAAAUGAAAAGGCUAAAGAGCUACUCCAGAAAGCUGCACGUACAAAUAAGCGGGAGUUCCCAGAGGCGUUACUAUUACAGUUACAAGAAGAAAAACUGACUUCAUCUGGGAACAUGUUGGAUCUGUUUAGGGUCCCAAAUCUGAGGAAAAAAACACUCAUUAUGUGCUUUAUAUGGUUUGUGAACGGUUUAUCUUACUAUGGUCUUAGUUAUAAUGUUGGGAGCUUUGGGCUGGACAUAUAUCUUACACAGCUCGUAUUUGGAGCUGUGGAAAUUCCAGCUCGUCUUGGAACCAUAUUCAUAGUGCAGAAUUUUGGAAGGAGGCUGAGUCAAGCAUUGUGUCUCUUAUUGGGAGGAAUUGUCUGCCUUAUUAUUACUACGAUACCAACAGAGUUAUCUGUUGUAAUCACAGUACUUGCAGUAAUUGGAAAAUUUGCAAUGGCGUCUUCUUAUUCAGUCUGUUAUAUAUAUGCUGCAGAGAUAUUUCCUACAGUCAUCAGGCAGAAUGGAGUGGGGCUCUGCUCUAUGACCGCCCGUGUAGCUGGGAUAAGUGCUCCGCUCAUUAGUCUCUUGGAUAAGUAUCACCCUGCUAUACCAUUGGCGAUUUAUGGCAGCUGCCCUAUCAUCGGUGGUAUCCUUUGUUUCUUAUUACCAGAGACUCGAAACAUGGACCUUCCGGAUCAUGUGCAUGAAACCAAUGGAAUUCCAAGAUCUGAUAGCUUGCCGAAGGAACACUUGAUUAACGAACAGCACAAAUUAUAUACAGAAAAGGAAGAAAAGAGUACUCGAUUAUAAACUGGAUGAAGGACUGAACAUCAGACCACAUUUAUUGUAGCAGGUCAACUGAUAUUGGAUAUGAUGGAUGAGAACAUUAAAGAUGGUAUAGAAGCUUAGUGUUCAGUUCACUCACAUGAGCACUUAGGAAUAUUUAUCCCAAAUUUGGUGUGAAUGGCUCAAUGUACAUAUGUAAAGCAAUCUAUUCAAGAUGGACUUAAACUGGGAAUACUAGCCUAAAAAACAAGUUCAUAGAUAAUAUAUAUAAUAUUCAGAAUUUAUGCCAAUAAAGAGAACUACAGUAUGUGAUAU